AUGGAUCUGACUCUGAUUCCGAUUCUGAUUCCGAUUCCGAUUCCGAUUCUGAUUCUGACGAUGAUGAUUACAAAACAACUACCAAGAAAUCUACAUCCAAGAAGUGUACCAAAACCACAAAGUCUUCUACCACCAAAUCAACCACGUCCAAGAAAUGUACCAAAACAACUAAAAUUAUUCCUAGUAUCACUCCAACUUGUUCAUUUUCAACUUCUUGUACUACUUCUAAGGUUACCAAAUUAUGGAUUUUUGUAUUUAAGAAAACUUCUUGUACUGUCCUGGAAGUUUGUCCAAGUACCACUGCCGUUUUCACUACAGUGGAAACUACAUCCGUAUCCGCUAUCGAAACCACCGAACCAGAGGAAUCUACUACUACUGAGAUUAGUUCAACAGAAACAUUUCCAGAACAAAUUUCUAGUGAAUCAAUCACUCAGGAAAUUUCAACAGAAGAGAGUUCAACAGAAGAGAGUUCAACAGAAGAGAGUUCAACAGAAGAGAGUUCAACAGAAGAUGAAGAGACAUCUAGUGAAGAAGAGCCACCAAUACCCACUUGGAUUUUAUUCCAUGCGGGACCAAAUCAGUACAAGAAAAGAGAAUUAA
Molecule: messenger RNA, 600 nt
Organism: Candida tropicalis MYA-3404
Lineage: Eukaryota; Fungi; Ascomycota; Pichiomycetes; Serinales; Debaryomycetaceae
Exons: 1
Coding region: 1-600 (199 amino acids)
Source: RefSeq, a predicted model, not a curated record